Spodoptera littoralis (African cotton leafworm) is the source of this 594-nucleotide messenger RNA. NCBI's taxonomy places the organism in Eukaryota, Metazoa, Arthropoda, Insecta, Lepidoptera, Noctuidae. The record is from the annotation of a GenBank genome assembly.
AUGGAAUUAGAAUUACUCCAAAAUUCUGAAACAAAAAAACCUUCAAAGCUAUCGUCUACAGGAAAAGCAUUAAUUUAUGUCACUGGUGGUCUAGCAGUCGGAGUUAGCGUUAUUUGUGUACCUUUUGUGGUACCAGCACUAAGGAAAAUAUGUUUACCAUACGUUCCUGCAACCACUGAACAACUUCUUGGAGUUAGCAAAGCAUUAGCUGGUCGUAAAGGGAGACUAUUAGACGUUGGUUCAGGAGAUGGGAGGAUUGUGUUUACCGCUGCUAAACUAGGGUUUCAAGCCGAUGGAGUAGAAUUAAACCCAUGGUUGGUGUACUAUUCACGGAUUGCAGCUCUACUAAACCCCGUGUAUAGGGGUAGCAAGUUUUACAGACGCGACCUGUGGAAGUUUGACCUGAAGCCAUACAAUAACAUAGUGAUAUUUGGUGUGGAACAAAUGAUGGAUGACUUUGAGAAGAAGUUGAUUACAGAGACCAACAAGGACACUGUAGUAGUGGCUUGCAGGUUUCCUUUACCCAAUAUGGUACCUGUAGAAACAAUAGGUAGUGGUGUAGACACUGUCUGGAAGUAUGUUGUUAAAAGAUAA